GUCAAUGACAGUAUAUUUUUGUAAAAUAUUUACAGGUACUACUAAAAUUGAUAGACAAGUUAUUAAAAAGUGAAAAAACAGGAAAUAGAACGUUAAUGUUGAACAAAAAUCUUGUUGCAUCGAUAAGAAAAAUGAUUCCUUGAGCAAGGUCUAAAAAAAGUGAAUGCCAAGAAACCACAAAAAAACGACACUCCAAAAUGCAAAUGGAAACAUUUUCAAAAUUACACAUUCUACGAAAUAAAGCUAUGAGAAUCAUUUUAAAUGAAAACAAAUAUGCUUGGAUUAAGUCUAUGUUAAAAGAACUACAGUGGCUGAAUGACACGGAUCCCUAUCCACAGCCAAAACAUGGCAAUUGACGUUUCACCGACAGUGACGUUUAAAAGUUGGGUUAGAAUAGGAUGUAACAGGAAAACUUAAAAUUUCUGCAUUUCGUGCAAUUAAAAUAAUGUCUACAGGUGCAGAUAAAUUUAUAUAAAGUAAAUCGUAAUCUUGAAGAACGACCACAAUCUAUACAUGUAAAAUUUAAGGGGUGACAAUGUUCCCAGCAAUAAGAAUCGUAAAUCCAUCUCUGCCGCGUUACCAUCAAUUGGCAAAACUUUCACCUCUGCUUUACCAGAAAUUGAUCAGAAGAUACAAAAGCACCAAAACUGGAGAACUAUCCACAAGCACUCGCUCGGAAGUCACAACAGAUGUGAAGCCGAUUGGUGAAAAGGUCAAAGAGGCAACCAAAACUGUAUCGUACCUUGGAGUCAUCCUCGUAGGAGUUGGAGUCACUGGAACAUUAUUCUACGCCGUUUUCAAUGAACUAUUUUCUAGCAAGAGUCCUAAUAACAUUUAUUCGAAGGCAGCUAAAAGGUGCAUCGAGGAUUCUAGAGUAGAAGAUAAAUUAGGCUAUCCUAUCACGACAUAUGGUGAACAAACUAGGAGAGGUAGAAGACAGCAUGUUUCUCAUGUCACGUACGUUGGAAAGGAUGGAAGGAAACAUCUCAGGAUGAAAUUCCACCUGAAAGGAGCUUUUCAUACAGGAACUGCACAUUUGGAUAUGUUUGAAAAUGAUUCUGGAGAUUAUGAAUACCGCUACCUCUUUGUUCAAGUGGACGACAUGCUGAAAAACACCAUAAUCCUGGAGGAUAACAGAACCCAAUUGCCCAACUCAUUUCUUCCAUCUUCACCAUCCUAUGAGGAUUUGAAGUUUUGAGCUCAAAUAAAAUUCACGUUUCUCAAAAAUACCUUUAUUUAACUGAAAAUCAAGUAAUGAUUUGGCGUUAAAGUUUUUUUUUCAGUGGUGUCUCCUCAUAGUAGAGCACCAAUCUUUUUUUGAAAAUAUAUCCUUUAAAUUUUGUUAUUACCCAACUCACAAUGAUGUACACCGAAAAAUACUGCAACCAUGCACAUUUGAGCAUAUGCCAGAAGCCAGGUUCAUAGUAGAUAUUUACUUCUGGAAAUCGGACUGAUAGGUUUAAGUUGAAUUUAUCUUUGUUUUCCAUCUUCAUGGUUGUAUAUACGUUUUUUAGAUGUGUAGAUACUGAAAAAUAAAUAUUUUAUUAAUUUGUACAAU
Molecule: messenger RNA, 1558 nt
Organism: Acanthoscelides obtectus
Lineage: Eukaryota; Metazoa; Arthropoda; Insecta; Coleoptera; Chrysomelidae
Source: the annotation of a GenBank genome assembly